Molecule: messenger RNA, 2415 nt
Organism: Hydra vulgaris (swiftwater hydra)
Lineage: Eukaryota; Metazoa; Cnidaria; Hydrozoa; Anthoathecata; Hydridae
Source: RefSeq, a predicted model, not a curated record
UAGAAUUUAGUAUUUUUGAAUUAACAUAUUUUAUUUUACAUUUGAAUUUACAUAUUUUAUUUUAAUUCAAAUAAAAAUUUGAAAAUAUUUUUUUACAACAGCUUCCAUAAAAAUGAAUACAUCUACAAAAGAGUGUACAAAAAAACAGCUUGAGGAGGCUCUUUCAAAAUGGUUUGGUAAUGCUCGUGACAGAGAAUGACUUCUGAAAGAUCUAAACGUAGAAAAAUAGCUGAAGUGGUAUCAAAACUUUUUCAAGAAUCUUCAACUUUAAAUAUACAGAAUCAGGAUGUUUAUCCAUAUAGUAGCAAUAUGUUUUUUGAUUCUUCAUAUUUACAUGGAAUAAGAGAACAAGUUGACAGUAAUUUGGAACCUAACGAAUUUUUAACUAAUUCUAAUUAUUCUAAUAAUAGUUUAGCUGUUAUGGAGACUGAAAUUAGCGAAAUUGAAAAUAACAAAAACAAUAUUGAAUUACUUACAGAUGAUAGUAAUGAAUGGUCUCCUGAGUCAUUUAUUUCUGAUGAUUAUAAGAGUGAUGAAAGUAAUGACAGCGAAAAAUUGCCUCAUAAACUUGCUAAUCGGGCAUUAAGCUUCAAUAUAACACAUGCUGCUUUGAACAGUUUGUUACCUUUAUUAAGAGAAUAUGGGUUAAGUUUGCCUAAAGAUUCAAGAACACUUCUUCACACCCCCCAAAAUAUAGAUACAAAAAUUGUCGCGGGCGGAGAGUAUUACUAUUUCAGCAUGCAGUAUUGGCUUUUAAUAAUGUUUAAAAACAAUUCAAUAGAAUCAAACAACAACCAACUUACCAUUCACAUUAACAUUGAUGGUAUACCUAUAUUCACCAGUUCCAGUACUUCUCUUUGGCCAAUUUUAGGUACUCUUAUUGAAGCUGGAGCAAUAGUAUUUCCAAUAGCAAUUUAUUGUGGUGACAAAAAACCAAAUUCUAUUCAUGAAUAUCUAGAAGAUUUUUUGGUUGAGAUUAAAGCUCUUACUGAAAAUGGUUUUACCCAUGAAAAUGUAAAGUAUGAUGUAAAGCUUGCUGCAAUUAUAUGUGAUGCACCAGCAAGAGCAUUUGUGAAAUGUAUAAAGGGCCACAAUGGUUAUAAUUGUUGUGAGCGUUGUGUUCAAAAAGGAGAGUGGUGUGGCAAAAUAAUCCUUCCGCAUACAUCAGCAACUUUAAGGACUGAUUCAGAUUUUCGUUAUCAAAAUAGUUUGGAACAUCAUAUUGGUGUGUCUCCUUUAAUUGAGUUGGGUUUUGACAUGAUAUCAAAAUUUCCUUUAGAUUACAUGCACCUAGUAUGUCUAGGGGUUGUGCGAAGAAUCAUCAACUUAUGGUUAAAUGGUCCCAGAUCAUGUAAGUUGUCGCAAAAUACUGUAAAUAUUUUAUCUGAUAGAUUUUUCCAGAUACGUUGUUAUAUUCCAAAGGAAUUUUCUAGGAAACCAAGGUCUUUAUCAGAUUUUCGGCAUUGGAAAGCCACUGAACUUAGACUUUUUCUAAUAUAUACUGGACCAGUUGUUUUAAAGGGAUUACUUGAGCCAAAAUUUUAUUCAAACUUUUUAGAUCUUUCAGUUGCAAUUCGUAUUUUAUUAUGUCCUAUUUUGUUGAAAAACUAUAUUGGUUUAGCUCGUCAGUUACUUACUUAUUUUGUGCAGUCGUUUGGUAAACUUUAUGGUAAAGAUCAGUUAGUUUAUAAUGUCCAUUCUUUGAUACAUCUAGCAGAUGAUGCAGUUAACUUUGGAGUUUUGGAUAAGUGCUCCUCAUUCAAAUAUGAAAAUUAUCUGGGUCAAUUAAAAAAGCUUGUUCAUAGGCCACAACAACCAUGUUCACAAAUUGUUAGGAGAAUUUUCGAGGGCUGUUUGAAGGAAGAUAGACAUCAUAUUCAUCAGCUGAAAUUUAGCAUCCAGCAUGUUGAUGGACCAAUAACCAUUGCAUUGAGACAUUGUUUGCAGUUUAAAAAUUACCAAGGUUUUAAGUGUUUUGUUUCUGCUACUGAUGGAAAUAACUACUUUGAAGUUGCAAAAAAAAAUUGGUUUAGUUAGAAAUAUUAUACAAAUAAAAACAGGCGAAUCUUGUGAUGGAUUGGUUAUGUUUGAAGAAUUUGCAGCUCUUGAAUCAUUUUUCACAGAUCCACUUUCUUCCAAUAAUUUGUCGAUAUUUUAUGCAAGCAAAAUGACUGGUAUUAAUAAAAUUUACCCACUAUCAGACAUCAAUAUAAGUUAUUUACAAAUAAUACCAUAAAUACAAAUAAUACCAUAAUAUUUACAAAUAAUACCAUAAUAUAAUAAUACCAUACAAAAGUGGCUUUAUUGUUAUGCGUCAACUACAUUUGUGAAUUAUAAAUACUUUUUAUUUUCUAAAACUUAUAACCUCUUUAUAUUAUAUUAUGCAUUUAUAUUAUAAUAAAAUUUUCUAGAAAG